Messenger RNA from Schizosaccharomyces octosporus yFS286, 652 nucleotides. RefSeq names its product DUF1761 family protein. The coding region runs from base 76 to 534 and encodes 152 amino acids. NCBI's taxonomy places the organism in Eukaryota, Fungi, Ascomycota, Schizosaccharomycetes, Schizosaccharomycetales, Schizosaccharomycetaceae. The record is from RefSeq and is a predicted model, not a curated record. The transcript is spliced from 2 exons.
CAUCUACAUUCACUACAAUCUUCAACUUCCUAUAGCAACUGCGUUUUCAAUAAGUAAUUUCUUGGUCUACUCAUUAUGUCGUUAGUUUAUAGCCUUGUGCCUUAUGUUCGUCCUAGUGCAAUUGUUCUAGGCGUUGCCUUUGACCAUGCUGCCUCUUUCUUGGUAUAUGGGCCCUUGAUGGGUGAUCUUUGGAAGAAAGCAAUGUCUCCUGCCCCAUUGCAUACGCAAACUUCUACCUCUAGUCCUGCUAAAAAGGCAGUGACGACUUAUACGAGUAAUAUCUUAAGCACCUGUAUUCAAACUUACUCCAUUGCUGCGCUCUUGCAGUUAACUGGAACAAUAAGUAUGAAGGGUGCCUUUUAUGUAGGCCUUUAUGUGUUUGGAGCAUCAGGAUUACCUGAUGUUGUCGACUACAUAUUCACAGAGAAGCGAGGUUGCUCUUACACAUUAGUAAAAACAGUUUCUUCGUUUGUGAAAAGUGUAGGCAUGAGUAUGGUCUUGUUGGGCUACGGAAUCCGCCAAAAUGAGGUUUAAUCUAAUUCUUUUACUGUGCUUUCCGCCUUUCUACUUAGAAACAGCGAAUCACUUAGUUAUGAAUAAUUAAAUAUAUGAAUUUCAUCGUUUAUUUCAACUCAUAUAUUAUAUACACCAA